UUGGCCAAAGAUCUACACCACUGAAGAUAAAUCAGCCUGCGCCUUAUAAAUAUAGGAAAUCCCUUUCUACCCAAAUUAAAUAUAAACAAUCUCUUCACACGUGGCUCACAUUUAUUCAAGCAUUAUUGCUUCUCACAGACCUAUAAAACAGUAUAAACCAGAAGCAUAUGCCUCUCAUGAGAAGAGCACAAGUCAAGAUUGCUAUAAAUCCAAGUACUAAGGAUACACAAAGUUCCAACAAGUUGUCAGCAUGAUCAAUACAAAUGCCACAACUUCCAUGAUGAAAUUCAGCUUCAUACUUGGCUUUGUUGUACUGUUGUUUAUAAACCAUUUUCAGUGCUACAAAGCUGAUGAAGAAACAGAGCCAGCUCCCACCUGCCAAAAGUAUGAAUGCCCUCCCUAUAUCAGCAUUCAUAAAGAUGAGGAAUUUGAGAUCAGGCUUUACAACCAUACAAUCUGGAUGUCCACCUCAGAAAUAGCUUCCACUUCUUUCAAAGAUGCCACCAAGGAGGGAUUCCUCAAGUUGCUUGAUUAUGUGAAGGGGGACAACAAAGAAGAGCAAAAAGUGCCCAUGACAGCACCAGCUGUGACGGAUGUAAUAUUGUUUAGUGGAAGUCCUUCCUGCUAUAACUCUUCCUUUGCCAUUCGCCUGCCCAUUCCCACACAAUUCCAAGACUCUCCUCCUGCUGCAAUGGAUGACAUGGAGCUGCACCCACAAGUGUUCAACUCUCAUUGUACUGCUGUGAGGACUUUUGGGGGAUUUACAACAGACCAGAAUGUCAAAGACGAGGCCAAGAAGCUUAAGGCAACUCUUGUUGGAACUCCUUGGGGAACUUUGCUAAGGAGUAAUUUUAGCAAUGAGUGUUUGUCUAAGGACGAUCCCCCUGUUUUUACAGUUGCACAAUAUAAUUCUCCCUUUGAAAAUGUUAGUAGGGUUAAUGAAAUUUGGUUCACCUUGGAGGAUUCUAAGGGCACCAUGUGUUCAAUAUAGAUGUUUAGGCUAUGAUGGGUGCUUUCUUAUUUCAACAGAGGAUGCAACGUAUCUAGUUGGCAUGAGUAGUUUGUAGAUACGAUUGUGUGAGAUUUGUUUACUAUCAAUGUUUCGGGUCUUACUUCGUGAUCCAUCAUUAAGAUAGUAGAGAGCUAGAGGAGGAUAAUUGUCUAAAGGAGGAUAAUAGAA
Messenger RNA from Cryptomeria japonica (Japanese cedar), 1180 nucleotides. RefSeq lists its product as uncharacterized. The record is from RefSeq and is a predicted model, not a curated record. The transcript has 2 exons. The coding region runs from base 251 to 991 and encodes 246 amino acids. Lineage: Eukaryota; Viridiplantae; Streptophyta; Pinopsida; Cupressales; Cupressaceae.